AUGGCCAUAGAGGAUAUCUCCACGUUUCAACCACACAGCGCAAUCUCCAUCUCAAGCGUACAUUCUGAAUUAUACCGCGAUGUCAAAGUCUCCGAUACCAGCCAAUUAACUCGGCGCAUUAGUCAUGUCGAGGAAUCGAAAGAGGAGAACGAGCAACUCCCUGUUUACCGCCUAUAUAAACGCCGCUUCGCUGGCCUUGUUGGUUUCAUCUUAUUGGGCCUCGUGACCGGUAUGCCCUGGGCAUGGUUUGGGCCCAUAUCAACUGAUGCUGCUCGGGCCUUUCACAUUUCCAUCGAUCAAGUGAACUGGCUUGGUAACAUUAUAUCUUGUGUCUACCUCCCUGUCUCGCUCCUCGUUCCCGUUUUUUGCGCGCGCUUCGGCAUUCGUCGCUGCGCUGAAGUCGGUGUAGUGACACUCUUCAUAUCAGGCUGGGUGCGCUAUGCGGGCACCAUCACGACCUUGUCCUCUGAGAGCGCUUAUACGCUACUUAUACUCGGUCAGUUCCUCUCAGCAAUAUCCCAACCUAUUUUCCAAGUCCUUGGUCCAAAAUAUUCCGAGAGGUGGUUUGACCUUAAAGGGCGAACUACAGCAACGAUGGUGAUUGCCGUCGCCAACCCUGUAGGCGGCGCAAUUGGUCAAUUGCUUAGUCCUCUAGUCGGUACUGCAAAGCAAUCUAUAUUGGUCCUAGCGAUCACAUCUACUGUAGUUGCUCCGGCCCUUUUUCUCAUCCAGAGUGAACCAAAAAGCCCACCUACAUAUGCAGGCUCCAAGGCGCCACAAUCACUCUACUCCCUCCUGUGUGCGAUGGUCGGGAAAGUUAGCCCCGGCGACCCUGCUUACAUGACUCCUCACGAACGGCUGGACUUCACCAUCAAUACGCUACUUUUUGGUGUACUCGUUGGCGCGGCAAACGCACUCAGCAUCCUUUCUGCGCAAUAUUUUGAACCUGAGGGGUACAGCGACGCCAUAUCAGGUCUUUUUGGUGCAACCCUCCUACUUAGUGGGGUCAUCGCCGGUGUCUUCACUGCUCCUCUGUUUGAUCGGGUAUUGACCCACCAUCUGGGCAUAACACUAAAGAUUCUUGUCCCGAUUGCUGCAGGAGCAUGGUUGAGCUUAAUCUGGGCUGUCAAACCAAAUAACACCGGCGGUCUCUUCGCGAUCAUGGCUAUCAUUGGUAUCUGCUCCCUGAUCAUGCUCCCAGUCGGUCUCGAGUUAGGAGCCGAGGUUACCCGAAAUGCAGAUGGCAGUGCCGCUAUUUUGUGGUGUGCAGGCAACGCAUUUGGCAUUAUAUUCAUAGUCGCGGAAGGCGCUCUCCGCGCAUCGGCAACUGCAUCCCCGCCAUAUAACAUGCACGCAGCGUUCGUGCUGCACGGCGUGAUAGUGAUGGUGGUUGGCGCGAGCGUGGUGUUCGUGCGCGCAAAGCAGGCACGGCGGGAGAUGGACGAACGCAUGGCAAACCGGCAUGUAGAAGCGGUCCCGAUGGAUACAUUAGGCACGGCCUCUUCAGGUCAGUCCAUCAGGUCGAUAGAAAAGGAGGAGAGCGGAUCGAUACAGGGUAAAGGUAACUUGAUACCGUUGCCUGACAAAAGAGAUGAUGUCAGGGUGGAGGAGAUCGGGAUUAUCACACGACCACGUUCAUGA
Messenger RNA from Suillus subaureus, 1641 nucleotides. RefSeq names its product major facilitator superfamily domain-containing protein. Gene Ontology annotation, molecular function: transmembrane transporter activity. The transcript is spliced from 13 exons. NCBI's taxonomy places the organism in Eukaryota, Fungi, Basidiomycota, Agaricomycetes, Boletales, Suillaceae. Gene Ontology annotation, biological process: transmembrane transport. The record is from RefSeq and is a predicted model, not a curated record. Bases 1 to 1641 code for a protein of 546 amino acids. Gene Ontology annotation, cellular component: membrane.